AGGACCCCUAGAUCAGCCUUUUCUGCGCAACCCGACCCCCGACGGGUCGGCGGUUCAGUCAGCCCAGCGGGCGCGAAUGCCUUGGAGUCUGCAGAUUGGCGGUGUUGGAUGUCCAGCUGGUGGGGUUUAGGUGCUGCACAACUCACGCAGCCGCAUGCGGCGUCACGGGCUGCAAGUAAAGACAGAGUUCGGUUGUCCGUUGACCGUCACGCGGUAACUGCUUCAUCGUUGACUGUACAUACUGUAACUGUUGCGUUUAUGCAGCGGUCUGAUAUCCUUGCCCGCCCCAAAGCCGAGCCCGUUGAAAACACUACCUUCGCACAUAGAUUGCGAUUUUGGCUGGCCUCCGCGGCGCCACCACCGAAGGCUUAA
Molecule: messenger RNA, 372 nt
Organism: Pyricularia grisea
Lineage: Eukaryota; Fungi; Ascomycota; Sordariomycetes; Magnaporthales; Pyriculariaceae
Exons: 3
Source: RefSeq, a predicted model, not a curated record